Vombatus ursinus (common wombat) is the source of this 357-nucleotide messenger RNA. RefSeq names its product 40S ribosomal protein S26-like. Gene Ontology annotation, biological process: translation. Gene Ontology annotation, molecular function: mRNA binding; structural constituent of ribosome. Lineage: Eukaryota; Metazoa; Chordata; Mammalia; Diprotodontia; Vombatidae. The transcript has a single exon. The record is from RefSeq and is a predicted model, not a curated record. Gene Ontology annotation, cellular component: ribosome; cytosolic small ribosomal subunit. Bases 1 to 348 code for a protein of 115 amino acids.
AUGCCCAAGAAGAGGAGGAACAACGGGCACGCCCAGGAGGGCCGAGGCCACGUGCUGCCCCUCCGCUGCACCCGCUGCGCCCGCUGCGAGCCCAAGGACGAGGCCAUCAAGAAGCUUUACACCCGCAGCAUCGUGGAAGCCGCGGCCGUCGGGCACAUCUCCGAGGCCAGCGUCCUGGACUCCUACGUGCUGCCCAAACUGUAUGGGAAACUGCAUGACUGUGUGAGCUGGGCGAUCCACAGCAAGGUAGUGAGGAAUCGGUCCCGGGAGGCAGGAAAGCGUCGAACGCCGCCACUCCGCCUCAGACCUGCAGGUGCUGCCCCCAGACCCCCUCCAAAGCCUAUGUAAAGAGCUAUC